AGUGGCCUUCGCUUAUUUCUUUCUACUCUCUCUGCCUCUGUUGUGCCUUCGAGAGAGAGAGAGAGUGAGAGAGAUGGAACACGACGACGUCGACAUGACUGGGGCCGAUGGCACGGAAGCUGAGCUUGACGACAUGAAGAAGCGGCUGAAGGAGAUGGAGGACGAAGCUGCCGCUCUUCGCGAGAUGCAGGCUAAGGUCGAGAAGGAGAUGGGUUCCGUACAAGAGCCAUCAACUGCAGCUGGAACACAGGCAAAUAGAGAGGAAGUUGAUUCUCGAUCAGUAUUUGUGGGCAAUGUGGAUUAUUCAUGUACCCCUGAAGAAGUGCAGCAGCAUUUCCAGUCAUGUGGAACUGUGAACAGAGUUACAAUUCGCACUGACAAGUUUGGCCAACCAAAAGGUUAUGCUUAUGUGGAAUUCGUCGAAGUAGAAGCUGUUCAAGAGGCCAUCCUUUUGAAUGAAUCUGAGCUACAUGGGCGCCAAUUAAAGGUCUCUGCUAAACGGACUAAUAUUCCUGGGAUGAAGCAGUACCGUCCUCGCCGACCAAAUCCCUACAUGGGCUUCCGAGGAAGGAGUCCUUAUGUACCUCCUCCUUUUAUGUACUCACCUUAUGGAUAUGGAAAGGUUCCAAGGAUGAGAAUGCCCAUGCGCUAUAGCCCCUACUUCUGAAUCUUUAAUUUUGCCUAGGCAGGGGUAUCCAAGGCGGAUUUCCUUUAUUUUCAUGGAUGUUGAUUCAAAAAAGUCCAUUUAUGUGAGUUUCUGUAGGUUAAAUGUGGAUAUUGUGUGUGAAUUAUACAUUCUGUCGAGAAGAUGAAGAAGAAUGUAGUUGCACCAGUUAUGCAAGACUUCUCCGUAUAUCCCAAUUACUAAAGUCUUCAAAAAGGACCUUUUGACAGCCUUUGCCGCGCUGUAUCGCCUUUGAUUAGUUGAGGUGCUAUUAGUGAGUCUGAUGUGAACCAAAUUUUGAUUGGUUGUCUUGACGAUAAUGGAAAAAAGAGAAGAUGGGAGUAUUGAACGAUUA
Morus notabilis is the source of this 1019-nucleotide messenger RNA. Its product is annotated as polyadenylate-binding protein 2. Bases 74 to 667 code for a protein of 197 amino acids. NCBI's taxonomy places the organism in Eukaryota, Viridiplantae, Streptophyta, Magnoliopsida, Rosales, Moraceae. The transcript has 6 exons. The record is from RefSeq and is a predicted model, not a curated record. Gene Ontology annotation, molecular function: RNA binding.